UUUGCUUAGAAAUAAGCGCACAUCGCCAAAGAAUCAUACACUGGCUGAAAGACUCAAUACCAAGUAGGCUGUACUGUUGGCUGGGAAACUUGCAGUGCUGUUCUGGGAACGCAGGGUGAGAUGGAGAAUGUGAAGAGCUGGGAGGGUUCUAGGUGCUCCUUGGGCCAGAUAAAGGGGGUGCCUCUGCUGGAGCCCACCGUACAAAACUGGGAGUUAGUGGAAAACUUCAGAGCACAGCCAGAUGACCUGCUGAUAGCCACAUACCCCAAAGCAGGCACCACCUGGACUCAGGAGAUUGUUGAUCUGAUCCUGAACGACGGAGACGCAGAGAAAUGCCGUCGAGCACCGACACACGAGCGCAUGCCCUUCCUGGAGAUGUUCCCUGUCCCCCCCUUAGAGUCUGGUGUCAGUUACCUGGACAAGAUGCCCUCCCCUCGCGUCAUCAAGACCCACCUGCCCAUUCAGCUGGUCCCCCAGUCCUUCUGGGACAACAAUUGCAAGGUGAUCUACAUGGCCCGCAAUGCGAAGGACAGCGUGGUGUCGUACUUCUACUUCGACCGAAUGAACCGCAUCCAGCCUGACCCCGGGCCCUGGGACCAGUACCUUCACAAGUUCAUGCAUGGACAGCUGUUCUGUGGCUACUGGUACGACCACGUGAAGGGUUACUGGAGGGAGAAAGAAACGAAGAGGAUUCUCUACCUGCUAUACGAGGACAUGAAGGAGAACCCUCGGGACGAGGUCAUCCGUGUGAUGCGCUUUCUGGAGCACCCGCUGCCUGAUGACAUCAUUGACCGGAUCAUUGAGCUCACUUCCUUUUCGACAAUGAAAGAGAACCCAAUGGCAAAUUACUCCACCAUCCCAGACAGCGUGUUCGACCGCUCAGUCUCCACAUUCAUGAGGAAAGGGGAAGUGGGGGACUGGCUGAACCACUUUAGCCCUGAAGAGAGCAGGCUCUUCGACGAGCACUAUGAGAAAAUGAUGUCUGGAACCUCCAUUCCAUUCCGAACCCAACUCUGAGGGACCGUCCACAAACUCUUCAAACCCUGAUCUGAGAGACCACUGUGAACCCCACUAAAAAGACCUUAGGGACCAUCCACAAACUCCACCACUUCAACUCUGAUCUGAGAGACCACUGUGAACCCCACUAAAAAAAACCUUAGGGACCAUCCACAAACUCCACCACUUCAACUCUGAUCUGAGAGACCACUGUGAACCCCACUAAUAAAAACCUUAGGGACCAUCCACAAACUCCACCACUUCAACUCUGAUCUGAGAGACCACUGUGAACCCCACUGAAAAAACCUUAGGGACAUUCCACAAACUCCACUCUAAACUCCCAUCCACUUCCCUGAUUUUCUGAAGCAUGCUGAAAUUGACAGAUCAAAUGUAAUCUAAGAUGGGUGUGUGGGAGGUAAUAAUAAGGUUAUAUUUAUUAAUCAGAUAUUUGCAGUAAUAACUAUCUUUUGUAUGUUUUUAUUGUAUUACUAUUCAGCUUAGGCUAGGCUACCCGUAAAUAAAGUAUUGGCAGACCUUG
This is a messenger RNA of Acipenser ruthenus (sterlet), 1534 nucleotides long. Its product is annotated as sulfotransferase 1C1-like. Gene Ontology annotation, molecular function: sulfotransferase activity. Gene Ontology annotation, cellular component: cytoplasm. The record is from RefSeq and is a predicted model, not a curated record. The coding region runs from base 121 to 1017 and encodes 298 amino acids. The transcript is spliced from 8 exons. NCBI's taxonomy places the organism in Eukaryota, Metazoa, Chordata, Actinopteri, Acipenseriformes, Acipenseridae. Gene Ontology annotation, biological process: sulfation.